AUGAGUCGAUACAAACCAUUACUUUUUGCUUUUCAGGCAAUAACUUUUUGUUCUUUUGUUGUAUGUGAACGUAAGUUGAAAUUUCACUUUACUAUAUUAUUUCUUUUACUUUAUUAUAUCAUUUAUUUUAUUGAAAAAUUUUACUUUACUACAUAUUGUAACUGCUAGCUAAUAAAAAUGCAAAAAUCCUCGGAACCACUGCUGUUUUUUGGGGGAAUAAAGUAGUAAAACGAGUAAUUGUGAAAAGAGUGACCAUGAAGGGCGACGAAGGAAGUACGCUUAUGUGACAAUUCGAGACCUUAAUUCGAGAGUACAGGAAUGUGGGAUGGGAAAGGAGAUUAGGCCAAAUUUGGGCUUGUUUUAGCAUCGCAUGGAGGUUAUCUGAUAGUUUUAGCAGUUCUUGCAUAUGGGUUAUUUGAUAAGGGCAGACAAUUUAUGAUAUAGAGCAGGGACGUCGCUACGGUUUUUCUCUGGGGGGGGGGAGGUCGAAAAAAUUUUUUUGGUCCACAGAUAGCUCUACCUGUGGACUGAUUUUUCAAAAAUUUUUUUUUUCGUUUUUCCGCGUACAGCUACACCUACCUGUGGAUUUUUUUUUCGGAUCGGCUCUGGGGGGGGGGAGUCACCCCCGAACCACCCCCCCCAAACGACGUCCCUGAUAUAGAGAGUUAUUUUAGGGUGAUAUAGGGAUCAGGUCAUUUUAUCAUGGUUUUUAUAAAAAGAGUUAAAGAUUGAUAGCAUCAUAGGGUACAGAAAUCUAUAGAGUACAAAACGUAUUUUUAAAUUAAAAAAAAGAGUUCAAAAAAGGCAUUGAACAGCUUAAAAAUGGCAAAAAACAUCGAAAAAAUUGCCAAAUUUUAAUAAAAUUCAAAAAAACAAGCCUCUACAACAAAACCUACUUCGAAACCCAAAAUUAAAAUUUUUCAGCAUCUACAGAAUGUUUUGAUCAACAAUACACCAACCAUAUCGCAGACUUCCGCGCCCUACACACGAUACAAAGGAUAGCAGUAGUAGCCCCACUCAGUGCCUUCUAUGUUCAUACAGAGUUAACAGAUGGUGUAGAACAGGUAGUGCGACGAGAGAAUGGUGAACCAUUGAUUGUUUAUUCAUCAAUCUCGUCAGCUAGUAUCGAUUGGCAAUCGCUGAAUGUGAUGGCGAGGGCGGUGAGAGUUGUUCCGGUGUUUGACGACAAGGAUAAUAUAUCUCCUGUUAUCAUUGUUACUGCGUGCCCUUAUCGUAAGUGAACUUUUGUUUGAUGUCAAAAAAUGAAGUUCUAAGCCUAUUUUUAUGUAAGGCCUAAAAAUUUUUAUUAAUUUCGCUCCGAACUUUAAAAGGCAUGAACGCAGUCUGGGAACGAGUUUUGCAGGCUGCGCACUAGCUUUUUUAUUUUACUUCACAGUAUUUUACAGAAGUUUAACUAAUUAAUGUCCAAAAUUACUUAAAGGAGUAUUUUACAUUAUUUUUGUCAAUAAAUAACGUAAAAUUUCUUCGGAUUUAAAAAAAAUUGAAGUUUUUACGAAAUUCAGAUACCAGACCAGUAUACCUCGAUGCCCAACCAUUCGCCGUUGAUGCCUACCGAGUCGGACUUGUGUCAAUGUAUGAAAAUGAAUUGUCAGUAAUAUUUCGAACGUUUGAAGAUGGUAUUUUCUUCUUUUCUAUGGCAGAUCAAGGCGAUAUGUUGGUGGCACAGUUGGUUUCAGGCCGUGUGGAGUGUUUAUUUGACUUUGGAUCAUUGUCACGGUAAGGUUUGGGGCUUCUGAAGACUUUUUUAUAUAAAAAAUGUAAGAGUAUAUUGUAAUGCGUUUUUUUAGAAGUUAUACAAUGUAAAAAAUAUUGGUUUUUAUACCUAAAUUACCAAGUUUUCUUGAUUUAAACUUCAAAAAUGUUACCUAAAAUUAGAAUUUUAACGAUUUCAAAACUUUUCAGAGCCUCGAUAACUGGAGGAAGAGCUCUAAACGAUGGUGAAUGGCACGAACUUCGUUGGACACAUCAAUUUGAUUCCGUUCAGUUAUUUAUCGACGGAGUUUUGGUCAAUUCCACAGUGCCGUCAGGUUUAUAUCGAAAAUUGGACUUCAACUUUCAAGUGGAAGUUGGAGGAAGGCCUGAAGAUCAAUAUUCAGCUGAAAUCGAGACUAGCUUUCAUGGGUGCUUGGCUAAGGUAAUAUUUAAAAACAUUUUUAUUGUUUGUUGAUCAAAAGUCUUUAAGAAAUGUGUAAAAUGUUUAAAAAAACUAAAAAGAUAUAUUCCCACUAUGUAUAAUAUGGUAAAUAUAAAAAUUAAAAUUUUAGGUAAUGUUAAACAACGUUGAUCUUCUCGCAAUGGCCCCAAAGACGGCUCGCGACUGUCUGAUGCCCAAACCUCAGAUAUUGUCCAUCAGAUCAGGGUCAGUGCAGAUCCCAUACUCUUUUCUGCCAUUUGCUCUUGAAUUUCGAAUUUUGGCUGGACCAACAGCACUACUUUCAAUUCUUGACUCGAUGAAUGGUACUUUAUUGGAACUGAGGGUAGACGAACAUAGACAUCUGAUUCUGGAAGCUGAUUCUAAACAAGUCAAACAGCUUUCUACUCCUGGUAAGUAUAAUCUUCAACAUUAAUAUAGACUUAUAUAGGUUAUUUAAAUUAUUUAGUUUAGUACUAUUGGUUAUAGCAUAACAUUAUAACCUCAUACCAUACAAUAUACACUGUCUUUUAGCCGUAGACGUAACCGACGGAAGUUGGCACGCCUUAUCAGUAAAGCUCCGUGGAGGUCGUCUUGAUGUUGAUGUAGAUGGCUACACCGUUCUUUGGCUUGAAGGCUCCUUAGUACGCAAGAUUGGUCUUAAGAUGACAUCAUUCAGAAUCUCAGCGGCUGGAUGUUUCAGAUCAGCUACUGUUGAUUUGAAGAGUGCAGCGAUUGUCAUGGGUGAUAUUAUCCGAGAUACCUGUGGUUACACUGACAAAUGCCUUCCGAAUCCAUGUGAAAACAAUGGCAAAUGUUUGCAGGUUGAUUUGGACAAGUUCAAGUGUGAAUGCACACCACAAUAUACUGGCACAUACUGUCAUACUUGUGAGUUUUGAGAUGGUUUGGGCGGGGUUUUUUGGAAAUUUUGGGUUUUUUGAUGAAAUUUUCAAUUUAAAACUUACAGCUCUUCUUCCUCGAUCAUGUGAGGACCACUACUUCCGUCGAAAAGCCGUUUCUUCCGGCUUUCCGAGCCUCUUUGGCAAGCCUAGACCACAUUAUUCAGGUCCCAUCGUCAAUAUUACUAUAGAUCUUGACGGUGGAGGCCCUCUCAAACCCCUAAGGGUCCUAUGUUCUCAUUUCAACGACCAUUCUCAAUCAGAAUCCACUGUUCUUGAACAUAAUGUUAUUCAAGGCGUCUAUGUUACCGGGCCAACUGAGCCUGGAGCUAUUCGUCGCAGCUUGGACUAUGGCGUUGAUGGAGAAGAACUUGAUCGGUUCAUCGAUGGAUUUGAUAGUUGUAAACAGUUUAUGAGGUUUGAGUGUCAAGGUGGAGCUAAAUUAAUGUCGUAUGGGCAAGAACGACGACCUUCAACGUGGUAUGCGACCAGGAACGGUCAGCACGGUCUUCAAUGGGCUGAUGCGCCACCGUUCUCCCGAAUGUGCUCGUGUGCUUUGAAUUCAACAUGUAGUCAUAAUAAGAUGUGCAAUUGUGACAGUGGAAGGGAUGGUAUAGAUGAGGGGUAUAAUACUCAUUCACAGUUGUUACCUAUAAUGCAGUUAUAUGUUGGUGGAACUCAACAGUCUAGCUCGGUUAACAUCAGUGUUGGGCCGUUGAGGUGUCAGAGGAGACGUGAGUUUGUUUUGGAGCUUUUUCAGUAUUUGUGACAUAAUUUUUAAAGGUUUUUUGAUUUUAAAACAAGUAUAAUAUAAUUUUUCUAACCUUUGUUACCUAAAAAUUCGCUUUCAGAAGUUUACGAGACUGUAACCUUUAUCGACCGGAAUCAAAACGUCGUAGGCACACAGUCCUUUGGUCUAGCGACCGUAUUUGAUAUAUACCUUCAAGUCCGCUUCUCCCACUCUCAAAUGACAAUAUUUACCUGGGAAUCUGCCAAUGGAGAACGAUGGUAUCAGCUGUUCGUGAGGGAUGGUAAAGUAGUGGGGCAGAUAGUAAAUGCAGGUCGAUCUCAUGAGAUUGUUAGUGAUAUAAGCAUUAAUGACAACGAAUGGCACACGAUAUAUUGGGAGGCUGAUCCUCAGACAACCAAGUUGGUGGUGGAUAGGAAUGAGAAGACGAUAUCAGCCUUCUUCAUACUUCCUGAUACCUUUACGUUUAUAUUGGGAAGCAGGACGGGCAGAGGCAAUGCUGGCUAUGCUGGUAGGUGUGGUAGGGUUUUGUGGUGUUGUAGUAGGUAUAUUGAGAUUUUGGGGGAAAAAGCGGUAGUAUGGCAGUAAAAAAAUUGAUGUUAUAAUAGAUGAAUCGAAGUUUUACGGCAAUAACUCAAUAUAAGUUAACUAAACAAGUUAUAUACUGUUAUAAAAUAUCACACUUUACUAUGUUUUUGUAGUAAAACUCUAAAGAACAAGAAAAAAUCUUACCAAUUACCUUAUUUUAGGCCAAAUCCGAGGCCUAUACCUAUGUGGAAAGGAGAUUCAUAUGGCUCAAUUGGUGAGGAAGCUGACUCCAAUGGGGGUUCAAAUCGGAGACACGGGUUACUGUAGAAUGAAUAGAUGUGCUAAUGGUGCAACAUGUGUCGAGUACUACGACAACUACAAAUGCAACUGCUCGUUGACACCUUUUAAUGGUGAACAUUGUGAUCAAGGUGGGUUUUGAUGGUGUUUUGGACGGUUGUAUUGAGGUAUAUAGAGAAGGAGUUUAGUUUGCAGUGUGGUACUAUGUAGUACGAUGUAACAAAGGUUUUAUUUUUAGGAUGAUUUGAAGAAAAAUUAUUAAAAAUGAUAUUGCUCUUGGUUAAUAUAGGCUAAACAAGAUUAAAAAAGCCGUAAAAAUGAAAAAAAAACGUGCUAAGGUAUAUAAAGCCUAUAAUAAUAUAUAGAAAGGUAAUAUAUAAUAAUCUUUCCAAUCUUUUCAGAAGUCGGAAUGUGGAUCCCCACAGGCUCUGAGCUACAAAUCCCAUGGCAACACCCAGCUCAGGUCGCCACAUGUUAUCGUAUUAACAUUCAAACUGCCAUAGCCAAUGUUUCUUUGAUGAGAGCGAGGGCAUUAUUCGCUGAAUCUUCAUUUAACAUGUCAAUCGAUGUCAAUGGGCAUCUGAAUGUGAGGAUAUUCGACGGAUUCUUCUACACCAAGAACAUCACUGAUAAGAAGGUGAUAAUAUCUGAUGACAAAACCAAAGACAUCGACUUUUGUGCUACACGACAGCACUUUAAUUUGUCUGUAAACUCGGAGCAAUUGUUUUCUUUGGAAGGCAACUUCACAUUCUUUAUCAAUCUGAAUCAGUGGAGACUGAUUGGCUCGAGUAGGUUUUGAUAUUGUUGUUGGUUCAGUUGCAAUGGUCUUUGGACAGUUUUUUAUAUUGUAAAGAGUUGUUAAUCAAAUCUUUUUUAUUUAUUUAAAAAUACGGCAGACAGUAUUUUCAAUGUUAUAUAUAAUAUAUGUGAUGUUAUUGUAGUAUAUAUAUUGAAUAUAUCGUUAUCUUUUUCAGACUUUACUGGCUGCAUAUCCAGGCUUCAAAUAGGUAACAGUUUUCCACUGAAAAACCCGAAUAAGUCUAGAAUGAAGUAUCAAGGCAAAAUCAAGUUUGGUUCAUGUCCAUUCGAUCCAUUGUAAGUUGAUAUAACAUAAUGAAAAAUUACUAUUUAUUAGGUUUUUUAGGUAACUAUUACGUGCUUUCUAACCACAAAAGUUUGGUUUGAGAGGGCACAGAAUUAUUUGAACAACUCAAUAUAUUGUUAUCUAAUUUAUGAUUACAUUUACUGGUAUUGUAUUACAAUAAUAGAAAAAUGGUUUUUCAGACAAUAUCAACCAGUCGAAGAAUUGGAAGAAAAACCCUCAGAAAUCCACAUAUCAUCUGUUAUCAAAAAUCAACAAAAACUGCUUAUUAUCACUCGUAAGUUAUUUUGUUUCAUUAUUAAAGAGGAAGCGUUUAGUGAUUGCACCGUGCAGUCGUUUUACAUAAAAUCAAUUUUUAAUUAAAAAAAAAUUUUAUUAAAACCUUGUAGCUAUUAACUUUGUAAGACUUGUCUAUAAGAUUUCUAUUUUCAGCAGCAAUCGGUAUAGUGACAGCACUGGUACUGGCUGGUUUACUAUGUUUGGUCAUUUGUUACAUUCGCUCUAAACCAGACGGUGUAUAUAAGACAAAUGAGAAUGUGGUACCAUACAGUACCAAGUCAGUGGAACCGUUGGUACAUGAACAUCCUUACUCUAAAGAGUAUUUCUGUUAG
This is a messenger RNA of Bursaphelenchus okinawaensis, 6337 nucleotides long. The record is from the annotation of a GenBank genome assembly. NCBI's taxonomy places the organism in Eukaryota, Metazoa, Nematoda, Chromadorea, Rhabditida, Aphelenchoididae.